This is a messenger RNA of Caenorhabditis elegans, 1279 nucleotides long. RefSeq names its product SMN domain-containing protein (gene Y38E10A.14). The record is from RefSeq and is marked reviewed. NCBI's taxonomy places the organism in Eukaryota, Metazoa, Nematoda, Chromadorea, Rhabditida, Rhabditidae. The transcript is spliced from 2 exons. The coding region runs from base 594 to 1100 and encodes 168 amino acids.
CCGGUCACUGCCUGACCACAAAACCAACAUGGUGCAUCGACGCCCUAACGGGCUCGGUGUUUCCUCAAGACCCGCGUGGCAGGCGGGUCAGGCAGUGGGCUCAUUCCCCAUUCCAUUCUCAUAACGAGAUUGGUAUAGAAAGAGUGAGUCCCGUUCAACAAAAAGAACGUUGAACGGACCACGAAGAUCAAAAUCGGCCCAACAUAAAAAAUUGGGUGCUGAUCAGAACGCCAAAAAGACGAACAAAUUCUUCAAAGAAGGCACUAUUUCCAAGCAAUCAAACUUGGAACUGAUCAAAAGACCGAUCGAUAAGCAAAAACUUAUCAACUGUUCGGCACCGAUCCCAAUUGAUGGAUCACAAAAAAUGACCGCGAGAACUGUUUGUUUUCAAUGAAGCGGAACCGAUCCCAAUACAAAAUUGGAAUCAAAAAACCGAUCGACGGGCAGAUAAAAAUCUACUCAACGUUCGUCAAGUCUUCAGAAGAUGAAGCACAUAAGCGAAGCAGCAUUUCAUAAACAAUGCUCUUCGAACACCAAUUACGUCAUGAAUGUCGUGUACAACCUCUAGGUCCAAAGGUCCCAGUGGUUGAUCAAUGCAACUCAGCACACAACAAAGUGUUAGUUGUCAAUCAACACGAUCCUUUAUGGAUCAAAUCACCAGAGACAGUAUCGAUCAUUAUCGAUGCAUGUCUACAAAGUUGUUAUCCAUAAAAAGAAUGAAACAACACUGUCAAAAACAAUCGACAGCAAGAAGCACAAAGCUUCAAUACUUGGCAGAGAAUCAGAACGAUCAACCGCGUUUGCUUGCCGGGAGCCUCUCCCAUGGAGACUCAACAACUGGCCCAAUCAAGUACAAGGAUGGUCAUCAAAAGAGAACUACAGUGGUCUGGGAUGGUCAAGGAACAAUUCGUGACGAAACAAAGUCGAACAUAAUUAAAUUAACCUAUCUUUACCUAUUCCCAUCUUGUGGAGCCGGGAGUGUACGAGAACUCGUACCUUUCUCUUCAUACCAUUCCUUUAUUGUGACUCAUAGCACUUUUAAUAUCACAAUGAUUGCCUUGCAAUCUAAGUGCAUUCUUCCCCCUUGUCUCCCGUUGUAACAUUCUUUAUAUUUCUCCGCCCCUCAUAUUCUGUAUUUAUACCAGCUCGUAUGAGCUGUUCUUAUCUUCAAUAAACCGGUCACUGCCUGACCACAAAAACCAACAUCCCGAUUAUUGUUUUUUCAUUCCAGAAACCCUUUGACGAAGACAUAAAACCUUAAUGAUAACCAAUAAAUUUC